GCAGCACGUGACCUAAAAUCGAAAGCAAACGAUGGAAAACGAUGCCCCAGUGAUCUACGGUCUUGAAUUUCAGGGACGCACUCUGGCCGCAAGAGCUGCAGAGACGGAUGAGAUACAUUUCUUAGUAGGAACGCAAUCGUUGAAGGCAGAGAAUCAGAUUCACUUGCUACAGUUUGAUGAUGAGAGCAAUUAUGUUGAGAAGGUCGUCUUUCUGCACAGUAAAGGAGAAGUUUGGAGCAUGUCGACAAGUCCUGCAGAUAAGAAUGUCUUGGCUACGUGUCAUAGCGGUGUUUCAGGAUCCAAAAUCGACUUUGGCGCCACAAUAUGGCGUAUUCCCACAGACGAAGAUGCCGGCUACAUUGGCAGUCCUACACCCUACAGCAAGACCUCGAAAUCGAGACUACAGUCGAUCAGCAGCACUGCAGGUGCUUACCUCCAGGAACUCUGUAUCCUGCCUGACCAUCAGGGUCAAGUGAAGUGUGUGUUGUGGCAUCCGGGAGGUGACCCACAGAUGGUGUCGCUUGACGAUCAGCAUAUCAGAGUGUGGGAUGUCGAUUUGGCAUCUCCGUCUGCAGUUGUGAGGAGUCAGAGCGAGUUGGAGUCCCGUAGCCUGCAUACGUUUCACGCUGGGAAAUGGAAUCCGCACCAGAAUUGUAACCAAGUGGCGACGGCUGUAGAUACGGCAGUGAAAGGAUGGGACCUCAGGAAUAUGGAGGUAUGUUGGUCUAUUGAGAAUGCUCAUCAGGAACAAGUGCGAGAUGUUGAUUUCAACCCAAACAAACAGUACUACCUGCUAACAUGUGGAGACGACUGCAGCAUAAAAUUCUGGGACAUCAGAAAUACGACCGAACCUCUGCAAACGCGAAGAGAGCACUCCCAUUGGGUAUGGUGCGCUCGUUACAAUCAUUUUCAUGACCAACUCGUGCUGAGUAGCAGCAGCGAUAGUCACGUCAUUCUCUCCACUGUGCCAUCUUUGUCCUCUGAGCCGUACGGGCACGCCGAUGAUGACGAAGACGAAACAAAACCCAAGCCUGUACUAGAGGAUCGCCAUGUUGCAACCUACGAAGAGCAUGAGGACAGCGUGUAUUGUGUGGAAUGGAGUGUUGCUGAUCCGUGGGUGUUUGCCUCUCUCUCGUACGAUGGACGAGUUGUCAUCAGUCGAGUGCCACGAGUAGAGAAAUAUCGCAUUCUACUGUGACUGAUGAUGCUUCAUCAGACUGUUGAUAGUGUUGAUAUCUUGGUAAUGAAGUAAUGUGAUGUUUGGUAUA
Molecule: messenger RNA, 1268 nt
Organism: Corticium candelabrum
Lineage: Eukaryota; Metazoa; Porifera; Homoscleromorpha; Homosclerophorida; Plakinidae
Product: EARP and GARP complex-interacting protein 1-like
Exons: 8
Coding region: 32-1198 (388 amino acids)
Biological process (GO): protein ubiquitination
Molecular function (GO): protein binding
Source: RefSeq, a predicted model, not a curated record